AUGGAUUAUGAAGAAAUAAUCAAUCCAGAAAUGUCCCAAGAAAUGAAAACCACCUUCUUCUUCUUCCUCUUCUUCCUCACCACUGUUUCAACAACUUCCCUCGUUCUUGAACUCGUUCCCGGAGUAACUUUCGGCCCCAAUUACACCUCACCGUCGCCAGUUGCACCCACACUCGAGUCAUGGAUUGCUGCCAACAUGAAAGAACUCCAAGAAAGGCAAGCCAACAACAUUGCCGAUGCCUUGUUCAACGGCACCGUUCUGGAUUACGUCCUAGUUAACGCCGAGGAAAGGGGUUUUAAACUGAUCAUCGUAAACAAAAACGGAACUGGAGACUUUGACAACGUGACCGCCGCCGUGGAUAGCAUCCCGUUAUGGAACAUGCAAAGGGUGGUGAUUUGGAUAGGCGGAGGCUACUACUUUGAGAAGAUCACCAUUAAUAGGACCAAGAACUUCGUGACCUUGUUUGGAGACCCUCUUGAUAUGCCAAAGAUAGUGUUUAAUGGUACGGCCGCGGAGUUCGGUACGUUGAAUAGUGCGACGGUGGCGGUGGACAGUGAUUACUUCGUGGCCGUUAACAUUGCCUUUAUGAAUUCAGCUCCGAUGCCGGACGGGCGGAAAGUGUUGGCGCAAGCUGUGGCUAUGAGAAUAUCGGGAAACAAAGCAGCCUUCCAUAACUGCAAGUUCAUAGGGUUCCAAGAUACAUUGUGCGACGAUAGAGGCAUGCAUUUCUUCAAAGACUGCUACAUUGAAGGCACCGUUGAUUUCAUCUUCGGAAAUGGCAAAUCUCUUUAUCUGAACACCACGAUUCAUUCCGUUGCCAAGUACCCCGGUGUGAUCACAGCACAAGCAAGAGAAAAGGUUGAAGACGACAGUGGAUUUACAUUCCUUUAUUGCAACAUUACUGGUUCGGGAAACGGCACAACGUACCUCGGUCGUGCAUGGAGGCAAAGACCGAGAGUUAUCUUUGCUUUCACUUACAUGGGCAACAUCGUACACAGCGAAGGCUGGUCUACUAAUAAGCACCCUGAGCGUAGCAAGACCGUGUAUUAUGGCGAAUACAGGUGCAUGGGGCCGGGGGCGAGUUCGACUGGUCGAGUUGGAUUUGCGAGAAUUUUGAGCGAGGUUGAAGCUAGACCUUUUUUGAGCUUAAAGUAUAUCAAUGGAAGCAAUUGGCUUCUACCGCCUCCUAAAUUGUGA
Hibiscus syriacus is the source of this 1197-nucleotide messenger RNA. Its product is annotated as putative pectinesterase 63. Lineage: Eukaryota; Viridiplantae; Streptophyta; Magnoliopsida; Malvales; Malvaceae. Gene Ontology annotation, biological process: cell wall modification. The transcript has 4 exons. Gene Ontology annotation, molecular function: pectinesterase activity. The record is from RefSeq and is a predicted model, not a curated record. Bases 1 to 1197 code for a protein of 398 amino acids.